Molecule: messenger RNA, 642 nt
Organism: Lolium perenne
Lineage: Eukaryota; Viridiplantae; Streptophyta; Magnoliopsida; Poales; Poaceae
Source: RefSeq, a predicted model, not a curated record
AUGUGUUUUGUCAAAGCUGCGGAGGAGGGGCUCCUGGCAGAUCUGUAUGGAUGUGCUCUCAAGCAGCAUGUCUCGAUCUAUGCUGACGACGUGGCUUUGUUCAUCAGGCUAGAGGUGCAAGAUAUUGUUACCACGAGGGAGAUUCUGCGCUAUUUUGAGGAAGCAUCGGGGCUUAGUGUGAACUACAGGAAAUCUUAUGCUGUCGUCAUAAGAGGGGAAGUGCUGGACAAGAUGAUGGUCAAGCAUCUGCUGCGGUGCAAAAUCGGGGAGUUUCCAUGCAUGUACCUAGGGUUGCAGUUGUCCACGGGGGCUUUGAGCCGUGCACACUGGCAACCUGUGCUCGACAAGGUCAUCGCGUCCCUCCCAGCGUGGCAAUGGGGGCUCCUAACAAGGUCAGGCAGGUUGAUUCUCAUCAAGUCAGCGGUCACGGCUCGGCCAAUCCAUCAGUUGUUGAUCAUGGAGGCGCCGGUUUGGCUCAUGGAGGAGAUUGACAAGUGGACGAGGGCGUUCUUUUGGGCAGGUAAGGGGGUAGUCAAUGGAGGGCAAUGUUUGGUGUCCUGGCAGCAGAUCUACAAGCCGGUGUGCUAUGGUGGCCUAGGCGUGCACAAUCUCAGGUUACAGGGGUUAGCGUUGAGGAUCUGA